Molecule: messenger RNA, 1382 nt
Organism: Triticum dicoccoides
Lineage: Eukaryota; Viridiplantae; Streptophyta; Magnoliopsida; Poales; Poaceae
Product: F-box protein At5g07610-like
Exons: 3
Coding region: 312-989 (225 amino acids)
Molecular function (GO): protein binding
Source: RefSeq, a predicted model, not a curated record
CGGCCUCAUACACACAGGAGACAGGACGAACAAGAACCCUAAUCCCCAAAUCCUCCAGCCCUCUCUCAAAUCUUGAGACCCGAUCCCUAAAUCGGACCAUGGAUUGACUAUGCGGCAGCAUGGAUUGAGCUCCUGCCGAUCCCGGAUGUGGCGGGCAGCGGCGGCGGUCUGGAAGCUCGCCGGCAGGACAGGACAAGCGGAGGUUGAGCAGCGGCGUCUGACUUAAUAGCCGUCAGCCGCAGAACCGCCGUUGAUAGCCACUUCCAUUGUUGCCGCUCCGUGCUUCAGUAGACUGAUUGGCUUGCACACAGAUGAACCGCUCCAAGAACGGGGCAACCUCUGUUGCUGACCUUACAGAUGACCUUAUCAUCGAGAUUCUGUCCCUGCUGCCAGUCAAGUCAGUGUGCCGAUUCAAGUGUGUCUCCCGGCUCUGGUACAGCCUCAUCUCCCACCCUGAACACCGCAAAAGGCUUCCCCAGACCAUCUCCGGCUUCUUCUACCCCAAGCACAGACUCAAUGAUGAGUAUGAUGUGAUAACAUUUCCCACUUUUGAUGGUAUUUCAAGGGAUCAAGAGCAGCUAUUCCCUGAUUCCUCGUUGCCCUUCUUGACCGCAUACAGGCAGAUUUUCCCAAAGGACUGCUGCAAUGGCCUUAUUUUCUGCCUCUGCUGGAAGGACUCCCCAAUAGACGAAGCCGAUUAUGUGGUAUGCAAUCCUGCCACUGAGGAAUGGGUAGUCCUGCCUGAUGCUGGCCAUAAAAGUGAUGCAAUAGCCUACCGUUUGGGUUUCGAUGGAGCCAUGUCACUCCACUUCCAUGUGUUCCAGAUCCUAGAGGAUGAUGAGGACUAUGGAUAUAUCUCAGGUGUUAAUAUCUACUCAUCAGAGACAGGAGCCUGGAGUUACAAGGAAAAUGGUUGGGGCGACAAUGAGAUUCAGAUAGUUGAGAUGAGAGGUCUUUUUCAAUGGAAUGAUGCACUUGCUCACACGUGAGUUUAAGAUACUAGCAGUUGACACUGAGGGUAAGACAUGGAGGACCAUUUCUUUGCUGGAAACUAUGUGUGAUGAAAACAUUUAUUUAGGUGACCUUGCUUUUAUUGGUCAAUCUCAAGGGCGACUGUAUUAUAUAAAUAUGAGAGACAAUGAUAGCUCCAAAUUAUCAGUCUGGAUUCUUGAGGACUAUAAUGGUAAUGAAUGGAUCUUUAAGUACAACAUCAGCACUUCACAACUUUUCGGGGAGCUUUUGGGGAGAAGGAUGUCACGUUACAACGGGACUAUGCUGAUCUCUUGUUGCAAAGGGACUAUGCUUUCAUCGCAAUCCAUCCUGAAUGCAAUUUGAUAUUCUUUGUUUGGAGGUGCGAGGAUGUGUUACUGUCAUAUGACAUG